Geodia barretti is the source of this 1887-nucleotide messenger RNA. NCBI's taxonomy places the organism in Eukaryota, Metazoa, Porifera, Demospongiae, Tetractinellida, Geodiidae. The record is from the annotation of a GenBank genome assembly.
CGUCUCCUUGAUUUGAUCGAUGUAGGAUGCUCAAUCUUUUACUACUACGCUGUAGGUAUAGUUUUGGCCACAGUUUUGGCUGCUGGUGUUCAGGACCGGAAGUUCCUCUCUGAACCACAAUACAGGGGCUUGUUGCUAUAGCGUAAUAGCAAAAGCAAGGUGUGGUCGUCCCUAAGAUCUCCGAAUGGGGAAUAUAUCUAUCACGAGGCGAGCUGUCGACUAUCUGGGAGACCCGUUCCUCGUCCGGACCAUCCAGGAACAGUUGGGGGUAAAGCAGAUAGCGGACCACAAUGAGUUUUCAGACGCCCCUUCACCUCGGCGGUCGCUGGCGAGUGCAAAGCCGAGGCCGGGCAGCGAUGACGAAGCCAGUGGCGGGAGCGGUGCCAGCGCCGCAGCCAGCGCUGCAGGCAACGGACUCGUAAACGGCUACAGAUGGCUCUCCAGCAAGACGCGGAAGCGCGUAACGUCGCCGGAGUCCACGAGCCCCGCACCUUCCCCGGAGCCAUUGGAGAUGGUGGUGGAGAUUUAUCCCCUGCUCAACAUCUUCUUUCGGUUGGCGACCGAGCUGGGUCACGAGCCGUUCUACAUAACCUACUUCCCUUUCCUCGUGUGGAACGCAGACACGGCCCUGGGUCGCCACACAGUCAUGGUUUGGUGCAUCUCGAUGUACGUCGGCCAGGCCUGCAAGGUCCUCUUCAAGUGGAAACGUCCCGCGUGUCCGCCGGCCAUUCGCCUCGUUACGAACCCUGUCCUGGAAACAGAAUACGGACUUCCAUCAACCCAUGCCACCGUCGCAACAACUAUACCAUUCUAUAGUCUCUACUUUCUCUAUUACCGCUAUAACUUGUCACUGUGGUUUGGACUGCCUGUGGCAUUGUUCUGGUGUCUGUCAGUGUGCCUCAGCAGAGUGUAUCUUGGAGUUCACACAGUGCUGGUGAGGAAGGAGAAAAUGCUUGCACAGUGACAUUAGAUCAACACUACUGGUAGGAGAAGAUGGUGUCAGUCAAGGCACCAUGCGACUGCAAACAGGAGCAUCCUAAGCAUCUGUCGCAUUCCUCAACAGCAGUAGAUAAGUAGAGAACAUUGCUGACGUGCUGGCCGGAUUAUUAGUUGCAAUAAUCAUGUUGGUCCUCUGCUUGCCAGCAAUCACAUACCUGGACUGGUUCGUUUUCGACUUUGAGUAUACCCUGAUUGCUGCACCCCUGUUUGUCAUCCUCCUCCUCUACGUGUAUCCCGUGGAGGCUGAUAAGUGGUCCAUGGAUCGUGGGGACACUGCUGCCAUACUUGGAGUGGGGCUAGGUACUCUUCUCGGUUUCCACUUACAUGGUCGGUUCCCCGAUGACAUUGGGACGGGAGGAUUCGAGGUGGCCCUACCCUCACUGCAAGUGGUGGGCGUGAGCAUUGUGAGGUUCGUGGUGGGCGUUCUUCUACUCCUGCCCACCAGGUUUAUCAUGAAACUGCUGUGUUUCCGACUGCUCCCACUCAUCAUGCCGACUCACGGAGUACAGGAGGUGGUAAAGAGACCGCUGGUCGAACUGCCAUACAAGAUCAUCACGUACAGUAUGAUUUCUCUGAAUAUCAUUUUCUCUGUGUAUGUCUUUGAUCUGUGCAAUAUUUCUCGAUAUUAAAUUUGUUGUCAUGAGCAAAGAAAUUUUUUUUAUAGUGGUACAUGCCCCUGCCUCUAUUAAAUUCUGUCAUUGAUUAGAUUGAGGUGGCAAUAUGAAUCAUAUGGAUGCUCUUGCAAGAUAUGUAGUAGGAAAUUGCCCCUCUUACUGUUGUCAGUGGUAUGCACCAUUAUAUCAUUCAUGGAAUGACACAUUAAUUUAGCAAAAGCAGCUCUAUAAUGGUUUGUGCUCUCUUUUCAAUUUGCCUGUUCAAAUGUUUCAC